Parasteatoda tepidariorum (common house spider) is the source of this 5427-nucleotide messenger RNA. Its product is annotated as follistatin-related protein 5. The record is from RefSeq and is a predicted model, not a curated record. Lineage: Eukaryota; Metazoa; Arthropoda; Arachnida; Araneae; Theridiidae. Gene Ontology annotation, cellular component: plasma membrane; axon; neuronal cell body. Gene Ontology annotation, molecular function: protein binding; calcium ion binding; axon guidance receptor activity. Gene Ontology annotation, biological process: homophilic cell-cell adhesion; synapse organization.
AUCGAACGCGAUGAUCCCGGCUUUUAUAAACGAAGUGGUGUUCGUUGUCGCUUGACGCACGUUCGUUACUACAAAGACUGUUGGGGUGAUAUUUAAACGGGGGUGUAUAAAACAAACAAGCCCUCAGGGUUUGACGGCGUCUCAAUCUUUAGUGUGCUCAUUAGGAAUUUAGUAGAGCGUGGAUUAUAUAAUUUUGAUAACGGGACUAAAUCGAAUUUAGAAUGAACAUACAAAUGAAUCAAAUAUAUAUUCUGUGUUUACUAAUAUGCUUAAUACUAGGAACAUGCAAGGGUCGUCGGAUAGAAGAUGAAAGUCGUUUUGUAGAAGAUGAUGAAGAUCAUUUCUUAGAUGUUGAUAGUGAUGAUGGACACGAUGAUGAAGAACCAUUGCCACCUCUGGCACUGCCACUUCAAAACGAUGUUUUGUCUAAAGAGGACAAGUGCAGCCGGUCAACGUGUGGACGCUGGCGGGAGUGUGAAGUUAACAGCGAGGGAGAUGCCAUUUGCACCUGCCACAAAUAUUGUAAAAAGAGAAAGAAGCCCGUUUGCGGAACAGAUGGACGAUAUUACGUAAACCACUGUGAGCUACAUAGAGAAGCCUGUCUCACGGAUAGUCCAAUUGCCAUUGACCACAAGAGGUUGUGCCUGAAAAAGAAAGCGUUGGAUACAACGACAACGACAGUCGAAAUGGCUGCAGAAGAAUUUUCUACCAGCACACCGCUAACUACCAUGCCAUCAAUAACAGACUUCAAAAAAGAUGACGCCAUGGUAUGGACCAAUCCACCACAGCUUGAACCUCGGACAGUGAACUCCAUUCUGCCCCUAACCACAAUGUCACCCAUAACCACCAUGAUAAACCAUGGGGAAACAGACUCAGAAGUCCCUCCACAGAGAGAAUGCAGUCAACAGGAAUAUGAUUUCAUGAAAGAAAAUCUACUGUUGUUCAAUAACAAUAGGUUAACAGAUUCUAAAAAGCCUGGCAAUGAAUACCUAGUCAGUAUAAUGUUCUCUCACUACGACCAAAAUAACAAUGGUCAAUUGGAGGCGGAGGAGCUGUGGCAGGCGGCUGAGAGAGACCAUCUUGGUCAGCUGUCCUCCUCCUGUAUCCUUGCGGACAUGCUGUUAUUUGAUGACACUGACCGAGACGGCAGCAUGUCCAUCAACGAGUUCUAUCUGGCAUUUAGUAAGUUGGACAGUGUGUCCGUUGUGUCCCUUGAUAAGGCUCUGGAAAUCAAUCACGUGACAGCCAGAGUAGGGGAUAAUGUAGAAAUCAAGUGUGACGUUACUGGAACUCCGCCGCCUCCUAUCGUUUGGAGGAGGAACGACAUGGAUUUAGCCUCCCUUAAUGAAGAAGAAAUAAAGGUAUUUGUCGAUGGAUCUUUAUAUUUAACGAAUGUCCAAUUGAUCCAUGGUGGAAAUUAUACAUGCCAUGCACAGCAUAAUCGAGAUGUUGUACAAACACACGUAUUACAUGUACACACUAUUCCAGAAGUGCAUGUCAUACCAAAGUUGCAGUCCAGGGCCCCGGGAGAGUUGGCCGAGAUGGAGUGUCACGUGAUCGGUGUGCCGACACCUGCCGUCUCUUGGCUGAAGAAUGAUGAAGAACUGAAGUUAAUGACAGAUAAAUAUACAAUUGUUGGUAAUGGUACUGCACUUCUAGUAGGAAAAAUAACUUACAGUGACACAGGAGCAUAUAUGUGUGUUGCAAGUAAUCCAGCUGGAAUGACCAGAGAUAUCACAUCACUUAUUGUGCAAGAUCAACCAACUCCAACCGCUCCGUCAGAGGAGCGCCGCUUCUUUGUGUUCCAUGAUUGGGGAGUAUCUGUCUUCGAUCCCGACAACUGUCGGCUCUACCACCAAAUUCAGAGUACUGAUGUCAUACCAGGCACCCAGGAAUACGUGUGUGGAGAUCGAGGCACCAACUGCUCCUGGGGUCACGCCAUCAAUGUUGCCGACAGAUAUGUCUACGUAACGCAACCAACUAAAGACAGAGUCCUUAUUAUAUCUCGUGUUCAAAUGGUAGUGGUGGAUGUCGUCGUAACUGACAAAGUGCCUGUGGAUAUUCACUAUGUUCCCCAUCUCGACCAAGUAUGGAUAUUGUGUUGGAGAGGCAGAGAAGACAGGGGUACAAAGACUAUACAAAUCAUCAGAGAUGCCAGUCAAAAGAAAAAACAUCACACUGUACACCCAGAGCCUGUGGACGGCCAUUUUGACCUGGUCAGUGGUCUCUUAAUUCCACCCACUCAAGAUCUCGGCCACGGAUGGAAAUAUGGUUAUGUUGUCCACACUAAUCAAAGAGGAAUGUAUAAAUUGGACCUCCAAGCCAUGAAAUAUAUCAAAACUGUAGAUUUAACACCUUACAACUGCGCCCCUAAAUCAGCUGACUUUUCUACAUUGGGUGGUUUUGCCAUCUUAGAAUGCCGAGAACCCAUUACAGACCGACCUACUGGUCAAGUGGUGCUAGAUUAUUUGACUGAUACAGUAUUGUCACAUAAAACGGGACUUUUUGGACGACCCCAUGUGUCACCAGAUUCCAGGCAUGUUGUCACUCUAGAGAAAAAUAAUAACAGUGUUGUCAUCGUAGCCCAACAGAUAACAGAAAAUGGGCUCCGAUUUCUAUUUGACGUGAAAACCACUUUGCAAAUUGGGGACAUCACCUUUUUCCCAUCCAGGACCACACACAAUUACGACCUGUACGCAAGUUCCUCCACCAAGGAAGACAUCCUGUUCGUCAAUUUAGCAGAUGGCAAGGUAGAGAUGAUCACGGGGAUCGGCAGAUCCAUGGAUCCAGGAAUUGCAGAAUGGGGCAACACCAAUCGCCCCAUCUCCAGUGCAGGAGUAUUUGGCACCUACAUGGUGACCACUGCCAAUGAGGCCAUCUUUGUAGUGAACGGCAAGACCAGAACCGUGAACUGUGAAAUAGGAAGCACGGUCCAUCCAAGAAUGGUGGUUUGGGCAAAGGCUCCUUGAAGGCCGGAGAAAUUAUCUGUUUCUCACCUCAAGGUAACAGGCCCCCCUCUUGUACAAUGACCACGCAGACUGUCUUCGGGGGGUAGCCAUUCCUCCCAGACAACACCUUAGCCUUGCAGUAAUGGCUUUAAUGCGCACGGAUGAAUUGACAAUUUCUAGAAGAAUGCCUUGAUAUAUUAUCUCUUUCACGAAAACUAGUUAUUAUUCUAUUUGGAUGUACCUUUCGUAUUUUGUGAGGAAAUUUUUUUUUCUCUACUUUUUUCCUUUGCUAUAUCAGCCCGAACUGCUGACCGGGAAAAAAAUGUGUCUGGUGUGCACAUGAAAUUAUUUUGUUGUUCCCACAUUUUGUAUUAUUCAGUGAAUAUGCAACUACUUUUGCUCUGAGAGACAGUUCGAUUCAAACGUUUAUGGAAAAAAAAAGUUUCCAAAUGAUUUAUGUCACACACAUUUUUUUCUCUGAUCACAAGCAAAAAUCAAAGCACUUCUGCACUUCGGCUCUUGCUUUGCAGUAUGAAGUCAGUUUGCUAUGGUUACAGUUUAAUUCAAUACUAAUGAACGCUUUUUGUUUCUGUUAGAACUGACUUUUUACAGGCAAUUUUAAUGAGCCGAAACUACUUUUGCUACAAUGGAUGUUGCACUAAAGCUUCUGCCAUAACUGGAAAUCUCCCGCUAAAAAAAGCUACAUUCAUACACUUUUAAUUUUUUACAUGAAUUAAGUUUCCAAAAUUUCUUUUGACCUUAAAUAUGAUGAGUUUCGACGCAUUUAUGAAGUUUUUUAGUUUUAUCUCCUAAAAAAAGUCGUGUGGAUGUAGCUUUUGAGAUUUCAGAACUACUGCACACGAUACUUGUAUGAAUGUAAAGAUGUCCAGUGUAUACAUGUAUUUUUAAUUUACAUAAAAAUGUGUACAUUAUAUUUGCUUCUAUUUUUAGUAGGCUAGCUAUAGAUUUAUUUAAAGAGAUAUAUUUAAAUUUUAAUAAAAUGAAAUCAAUUUAUUCUGGCAUACGAAUUAAAGAUUAUUUCUAGGACAUUGUAAUUUUAAAAAUUAUAUGCCUUUCAUAUGCUUUCUGUAUGCUUUAAUUUGAACAAAAAUCAAAGUCAAAUUAUAAUCAAAACGAUUUCUUUAUAUUAAUUUAAUGCUUUUAUUUCUGAAGCGAAUUAAUGAAAGCAUAUCAAUCGGGUAAUAUUUUUAGAAAAUUUAUAAAAAUGGAUAAAUUUCAUAAAAUACUGAUUUCAAUUUAACUCAUUAAUGCCUAGUUUUCUUUUUUACGGAUGAUUUAAAAACUGCAUAGAGUUAAAAAUUUAUCGCAAGUACUUAUUUUGUUUGCAUAAAUUAAGUUGUCAAUAAGUGUUUGGUAGAUUUUUAUUUUUGGUACAUUUAUUCUCACGACUCUUUAGAAGGGCACCAGGACCAUAGGUCAAUAUGACCACAUUUUACUAGGACAUUUUCACCAAUUCGAAAAUAUUGUCCAACUUUAGGCAAAUUUAAAAAAUUUUCUUUGCCAAUGAGUUGCAAUAUAUGAGCUGAAUUUUCUUUAUAAUAAACGACAACAACAACAAAAAAAAAACACAAGCUUAAACGGAAUCCGAAUAUAUUAAAUUGUAACAAAAUUUCUCUUUUAGUAAAUGAACUGGUAAUUCACAAAAACUGUUACUUCCAUUGCUGCCAAACACGAGUGUUUUUUUUUAGCAAAUUUAAAAUAAAAAUAUUUUUUUGAUGAAAUUUUAGCGAUGAAACGUAAAACAAUUUAAUGCUAAUUGCCGACAAAAAUAUACCAUAGCAAUUCCAUUCAUCACAAUAAAAAUUUUCCAUCCUAAAAAUAUAAGCUCGUGACUGGCGAUCUUGCAAUUUGGCAAACUAGCUGUUGAGAAAUGGGCAUUAAUACGUUAAAUUGAAAAUGAACAGAAUAGCCAUUCUGGAGAAUUGAAAUAAUCUAACAACUUUAAAAUAAAAAUUAACCCCACUACUUAAAACAGCCUGAAACUACAGAGGAAUAAGGAUUAAAAAAAAUUAGAGACAUUCAAAAUUAUUAUUAAUGAUUUCGAUGUAAUUUAUUAGCUGUAAAACCCAUUCAUACGUUUUUUGUUCUUUUGUGUUCUGAGAGAUUGGAAUAAGAGUGCACAUUUAUUAUAUGAAAGUCAUGUUAUUCCUCAUUUUAUAAAUACACAUUCGAAUGGCAAUAAUAAUGAUUAUUUGAAUUAGUAUUUUGAAUUAUAUAUAUUUAAUAAUUGCAAUAGUUCUAUAUGAAAUGAACUAUUACUAAAAUAAAUACCUUCUUUCAUGAUGUUUUAAAUAAUUUGCUGAUGAUGAAAAUAAUUAGAAUGUGCACUACAAUCCUCAGAACUUUGAUAAUCAUUUGCUUUGUAUGUCUAUUUUCUGUCUAGUCUCUGAAUUCACUUGUAUAGCAACAUGUACAGUUGACACAUCACAUCUAAAUAAAAUGAAUUUCUGACAAAAAA